AUGUGGCUGAGGCAACGCCCCACCCCCACUCCAAACAACGUUCCAGCCAUUGCCAAUGGCGCCACCGCGCAUGUGUAUGGGACGGUCAUCAGGGAGCCGACGGGGAUUGCCUGGCAGACAAGAGUCCGCCAAAGAAUCCGAGAAAUCCUGCUCGAACACACCUUGGAGUCCUACAGUCGACUGCAGUCGGUGCACGGCCUGCCAUUUGGACAAUCACCGCUUCCGCUGGCCAAGCAACCAGCGGCCUUUAGGAGGCAAAACCUCCCGCCGGGUCUCCCCAACAACCUCGAAUCCAUGGCGAGCCUGGUCACAUUUUUGCGUGCCAUGGUGAAGCACGAAAGAACGCACAUGCGUAGCUUGCUUCUCUUCAACGUCCGGCAAGAGACUCGGGUCCGCGAGCUGGGUCUGGUGCCCAAGCUCUUUGACCUGGUUGUCCAAAUCAAUCGACAAUUCAAACCACAAGCCGCCUUGCAAACGCCCGAAGAAAUCCGCGCGGAACUGCAUGAUGGAGUCAGGGUAAGGAUUGCGAUGCUGCGCAUCAUUACAAUCCACCAUCUUGUGCACCGGGCGCCUGGAGAUAUGAGGUCACAAUGGGACCUCAUCGACGAUCACCUCGAGGCAGUGCGGGAAAAACCGCAUGCGGUGCUUAUUAUCCGCAGAGACCGCGAGCUAUUUCCCGGCAACAUCAUGUUUGAUGAUGUUCCAAUUGAGUUGGUUCAGAUCCCCAGCGCUCUUGAAACCGAUAUGGAGGCGCGGGUCAUGGAGUCAGAACUGGGCCCAAAUCCGACCCAUGCACAGGUCAAUGCAAUUCUCGCGAGGGAGAUCGCCCUUGCCUUUUCCGCCUCAAGGGUGGUUUUUCCUCUCAUCCUCUAA
Puccinia triticina is the source of this 873-nucleotide messenger RNA. RefSeq lists its product as uncharacterized. The coding region runs from base 1 to 873 and encodes 290 amino acids. NCBI's taxonomy places the organism in Eukaryota, Fungi, Basidiomycota, Pucciniomycetes, Pucciniales, Pucciniaceae. The record is from RefSeq and is a predicted model, not a curated record. The transcript is spliced from 5 exons.